This is a messenger RNA of Zophobas morio, 1206 nucleotides long. RefSeq names its product odorant receptor Or1-like. The coding region runs from base 1 to 1206 and encodes 401 amino acids. Gene Ontology annotation, cellular component: plasma membrane. The record is from RefSeq and is a predicted model, not a curated record. The transcript is spliced from 4 exons. Gene Ontology annotation, biological process: detection of chemical stimulus involved in sensory perception of smell; sensory perception of smell. Gene Ontology annotation, molecular function: olfactory receptor activity; odorant binding. NCBI's taxonomy places the organism in Eukaryota, Metazoa, Arthropoda, Insecta, Coleoptera, Tenebrionidae.
AUGAAGCACAGUGCCAUCGAAGACCUAGAUUUAACAGAAUUUGUCACCUUCAACCUCAAAUGUAUUCACUUCUUCGGUUACUUUUCCCCACGCUUUGACAAAUCAUCAAAACGACAAUUUUUCUACCGACUUUACGCCUUCACUUUCGUGAUGUUCGCCUUCAUUCUAUCUCUGCUGAGUCAACUCGCCAAAAUGAUAGAAUCGCUUGACGAUAUCGAAAAAAUCACCGACGCUUCGUUCCUUCUCCUCACAAAUUUCGUUCAAUGUAUCAAGAUUUUGUCUUUCAAUUUUUAUCGAGUGAAAAUAUGGAAACUGGUGGAUGGAAUGAACAGGACGUCUUUCAAACCAAGGAAUGUGGAACAGUACGAGAUUUUGCUUGACGGUAUCAAGAUGUCCAAAUUGAUAACAAAAUUGUUUUUUAUCGCUUGUGUCAUCACUUGUGCGUCUUGGGGAAUUUCGCCUUUGUUUGACAGAGACAUCGACGAUAGUUUGCAUUUGCCUUUAAGCGGAUGGUACCCUUUUAGUACUGAAAAAUCGCCAGGUUUCGAGUUCGCCUACGUGUAUCAAUGUUUCGUCACUGUGGUUGGGGGUUUGGGUAAUAUCAGCAUGGAUACUUUCAUGUCGGGGUCGAUCAUGGUUUUAUCGUCACAACUAAGCGUGUUGAACAAUGCUCUCAGAAACAUUAAAGACAAACAUGUAAGUGCAUCAGCUAAGAAGAAUCAAGAGGAACUCAAAAACAUUAAUCGAAUUUUAGUCGAAUGUGUCAAUCACCACAGAAACAUACUACAAUUCGCAGACGACUUUACGUUCCUUUUUACCACUUCCAUCACUGGUAUGUUUGUGGUUGGGGUGAUAAUUGUGUGCAUUUCUAUGUUUCAAAUGAGUCUGGUUCCUGUGGCCAGUUUUCGAUUUGUGGCGAUGUUGCUCUAUCAAAUUUGUGUCUUGGUGGAAAUAUAUUUGUGGUGCUAUUAUGGAAACGACGUCAUCUUGAAGAGUGACAAGUUGACGGAAUCUGCAUAUGUGUGUCAAUGGGUUAACGCAUCCGAAGAAUUCAAACAUAAUUUGUUGUAUUUCAUGACUCGGACUCAGUUUCCUUUGAAGCUGUAUGCUUCUGGGUAUUUUACGUUGUCGUUGGACACUUUUAAAGCUAUUGUGAAGUCGUCGUGGUCUUAUUUUGCAGUCUUGAACCAAGUGCACUCGUCUUAG